GUGUGACGCUUUGGUUGGCAGUGUUUGAGGAAGCUGGCGUGACAUUUAUCAACUUAGAGAACAUUUAAGGAUUUCCAUGUGUAGCACAAAUCAUUACCCCAGCCCUGACUCAGAAAUGGUCGGAGCUGGCAAAACAGAAACAACAAGAAAGCAAACACCCACUUUGGAACUGUCCAGUGCAGCACAGCUCCCUGAGAGUUCAAAUUGCCUGUCAUGCUCCGAAGACGGCAGGUACCUCAGUAUGGGUCACUCUCGGGGCUUGUCUGUGUGGUGUGCGACCUCUUUUGUCUGUGUGGCAGAGUGGCUGCAGGACAGCCUGGAAAUCAUGUGUAUUCAAAUAAUCAGAAUGGCUGAAGCAGUCUAUCUGCUCGGCACAGUUGAUGAUAUGGGUGUGGCCAGAAUUUUUGAAUUUCAUUCUGAAGCUGUUCACCUUGUCAGUGUUGUUAACCACAUGGAAAAUGUGAACAAAAGGAGGAUUUGCUUGGCCCUUGAACUGUCUGAAGGGGGAGAUUAUGGAGCUGCAGCAAUGAGCUGCAAGGGUGAUGUUUGGCUGGAGGUUUAUCAUCUCCCCCUAGAAGCAUGGCUGAAGGAGUUAGAGAGGACACAAUCACAGGACCCGUCUGAACAUGUGGAUGCUGAAUGGUCUCACUUUUCAGUGGUGCUCAAAAUCAGACCAGCAGGGACAACAUUGCAUGAACCACUUAAGGAUAUGAAGACGACAGAUUUCUUCACACACUGUUGUUCUCUAGACGUAGAAUCCAGCAGCAGUUGUCAAAGGCUUUGCACCCACCAUUUCCUUCUGCCUUGUGGUCAGCUUCCUGGUGACAGUAAAAAAAAGUUUCAGCCAGCAGGAUUGCCUGUUGCUGUCUGUGUGUGGUGGAGUGGCAGCCAUAAUCUACUUCAGUAUUCACUGCACAAAGUUCCAAAGAACAAACCAGAUGUGGAACCAAUACCAGAUGUGAUAUUGCCAAAUGCAAAGGAAAUCCUCUGCUCUGCUGUUAGUAGAUGCACCCAAUACAUAGUUGUUGGGCUUGAGGGUGCCAUGGUGUAUGUCUGGGACAGACAAUCUGGGUUGCCUUUAUCUGUAGUCUUGGUAUCAGCAGCAGACAGCGCCUUCUUCAGAGUGCAAUUAGUCAAUUACUGGCCUGAGUCUGCUGAUGAUUUGCAGAUGUUUACAGCAAAGGUCCAUCUUUUGGUGCUGUGUAAAAGUGGAGCUAUUUAUAGCGUCACAACAGGGCGAGGAACACAAUCUUGCACAAUGCAGCUCACUGAAAGAUCUAAGGACAGCAAGGACCUGCCAACUGUCAUCGCAUCAGUGCCAUUCCUGCACAGCUUGUCGCUUAUGGUGCAAAGAAAUGGAAAAAUGUUCCUCCAAGAUGUCAUCAACCAAACUACAGUGUGCUACCUGAUUCCUCCUGCAUCUCAUCUGUUCACUACACCAUGCAAGCCUGUUUAUGCUCUGAGUGCCAAACAUAAAACUCUCCUCAUACAAGGAGACCAGGACCCCAGCUGCAGUGCACUCUCUGAAGGAGGAAACCAGAGUCAGCUUUUCAUCUUCCAAUUUGGAGAGAUUGACAUCACAAAGAAGUAUAUUGUUCCUCUUCCAGACCCUCCACAACAACAAACGGUUUGCUGUGUCAACCUGGAGGAAAGCUGCAACCUCUACCUGGAGCAAAGAGCACAGUCUGUGGAUGAAAGAAACAACGCUGUAACACAGACAUGGACGCAGCUACAGGAAACUGCAGUCACCCUACAGCAGCAAGACGGCAGCGCUACAGCCAGCUGAGGAACUGCAGCAGAUGAUUUUUUUUUUGCACAGAGAUAAUAUUGUAUGUUGUAUCUGUGUGCAUGUUUAGUGUACUUUGCCAUGGGAAUCUUGUAAUCCCUACCAUUCUACUGCACCAUUUCUCCUUCACAUAGACAGAGAUGUCAUUUUCAUGUGUGAGAGAAUAUAAAGAGGUGCUUUACCUUAUCUUCUUAUUUUUUUACUAAAUUACAAAUGAAGAGAAAACCAUUAACCUGGAGUGUUUGCAUUAUCGGUAGAAAUAAAUAAACAAAUGUCGUUUUGAAGACAGAUUUCAGCUUCUGAAAUAUUUCUGAGAAAUUCUAUUUUCAGGUUUCCAAUAAAACAUGGAUGAUGUUCUUUUUAGCAUAGCAUUCUGUCCACUAACUUAUGGUAAGAUAAGUGUGCUAUCCUGUUCUUUUCUGUUACUGUCUGGCUUUGACAACAUGUCAAGUCAAUCAAUGCUGUCCAUGUUCAAACAAUUCAUUCAGCACUGUCCAGUACUAACAUAUAUCAUCAAAUAUACAUUCAUAUACAUUAACCAUUGAUGUGGCAAUGAAUGGCUUAGAUAUUGCAAACAAGCAAUCUUUUUUAUUAUAUUUUCUUCUUUAAGUAAUGAGCACAGUACACAAUGGGAGAAUUCAGUCAAAUGUAUUAAACCAUUUCUUAAUUUAAGUUCUUACUAUGAUAUUUAGAAUAAGCAGUAAAUGCCAGGGUAACUGGAUUAAUAAAGGUUGCAAAACGAUAUCCAGUUUUGCGAAUUGAAAAGGAGAAUUUAUUUUUAAUAGCUGCCAGUUUAUUCUCAUUUCAUAUCUCACACAGUUUUAUGUGACGUUACAUCACAAAGAAGAUUUUAUGUCCAAACUGUAUUUGCUUUUGAGAUGAAAUCUCACUGAUUGGUUCUGCGAUGCUGAUUGAAUAGUCAGAACAUUUUUUACUCGUGUUGAAUUACAGAUGAACAUUUUUUAAUAUCCGGUGCUGCUGGGCAAUCUCUGAUAUGUAUUUUUCAAGAUGAGUAUAUUCAGUCUGUCUGUGACUGGGCUGUUUUUAGUCAUGGCACAUUAGCUUUUGGUUGCCUUUGGGGUCCUUUAAUGUUUCAUAUGUCAUGUUUGUGAUAUCAGAAGAUAAAAAAAAAAAAUCUAGGACAGGGUGCAGAGAGUGUCCUUAGAGUGCUUUUUAAAAGCAUCCUUAAUGAAAAAUUUAAGCAUUCGUAGAAAAAACACAUUUUGGGCUCACUGGUAAAUUGAAGGUUAAACCAGUCUCAGGUCAAUGAUACAGUUUAAUGGUGAUUGUUUAAAUUAUACACAUAUGUAAUAUCUAUUUACAGAUUCUACUUAGAAAUGUAGGAUUCGUACACAGGGGUCGUGAUUUUCAGCAUGUGAGGUAUUCAGGUUUGCGUUUGUGGUACACUUUUAGUCCGAGAUGUAUUGACCAAUAACGUAUCAGCAGGCUUUAGUGUGUACAGGUUAAGUGGUCCAUGUGGACAACAAUAAACAGGUGGAAUGGUUUCUGUGCUGAUGACAAACUAGUUCCAAUGAACAGUGUUUUUACAAUUAUUUAUUUGUCUCUGCAAAAGAAUACUGGUCUAAAAGUGUAGGUAACAAUGAAAAGAGGACAAAUUUAAACUUGAGCCACAAAUCUGCUUGACGCUGUGUUUUUAAAGCCAAUCAGUGUUUAGAUUCCCUGACUACCUGAAACGCAUCAGAAAUGAUCCCACAUUUUAAAAAUGUUUUUCUUCUCCUGAAGACAAGCCUGACAAAGCCCAACUUUUUACUU
Messenger RNA from Labrus mixtus (cuckoo wrasse), 3559 nucleotides. RefSeq names its product WD repeat domain 93 (gene wdr93). Bases 77 to 1786 code for a protein of 569 amino acids. The record is from RefSeq and is a predicted model, not a curated record. The transcript is spliced from 16 exons. NCBI's taxonomy places the organism in Eukaryota, Metazoa, Chordata, Actinopteri, Labriformes, Labridae. Gene Ontology annotation, biological process: electron transport chain.